Molecule: messenger RNA, 1074 nt
Organism: Ceraceosorus guamensis
Lineage: Eukaryota; Fungi; Basidiomycota; Exobasidiomycetes; Ceraceosorales; Ceraceosoraceae
Product: putative 20S proteasome beta2 subunit
Exons: 5
Coding region: 137-994 (285 amino acids)
Cellular component (GO): proteasome core complex
Molecular function (GO): threonine-type endopeptidase activity
Source: RefSeq, a predicted model, not a curated record
CACUCACACCACACGCAUCACUUCCUCAUUUCAUUCGUGACCCUGUUUGAGCUCAGCGUUGCACGCUUCUGGCCGAAAUAGUCACUACAACAAGCCUGCAUCUCAUCUUUAACCGCCAUAUAGAUAAGCGUGCAACAUGGCAGCGGCGUUUACGUCCACAACCUCCAAGUCAGGCUUUGACUUCGGUCUGCACAGUCGCAAUGCUCAUUUGGCAUCUCAAGGGCACGCCUUGCCCAAGGCCACAAGCACGGGUACCACCAUCGUCGGAUGUGUGUACGAGGACGGCAUCGUUCUAGGAGCAGAUACCCGGGCUACGGAAGGGAGCAUUGUAGCGGACAAGAACUGCGAAAAAAUCCACUACAUCUCUGACAACAUCAGGUGCUGCGGAGCCGGCACUGCCGCCGACACGGAAUUUGUGACCGCACUCAUCAGUUCUAACAUGCAAUUACACGAACUUCACACGGGCCGCAAACCGAGGGUGGUGACGGCAAUGACUAUGCUCAAGCAGAGGCUCUUCCAAUACCAAGGCCACGUCGGUGCAGCGCUCGUGCUUGGAGGUGUGGAUGCCACUGGUCCCCAGCUUUUCACCAUCGCGCCUCACGGAAGCACAGACAAACUGCCUUACGUGACCAUGGGCAGCGGUUCUCUAGCCGCAAUGUCCGUAUUCGAGACUGGAUGGACACCAAAGAUGUCUCGUGCAGCAGCAGUCGAACUUGUCGUGAACGCAAUUUCUGCGGGAAUCUUCAACGACUUGGGAUCCGGCUCGAACGUCGAUGUUGCAGUCAUCACGGAGAAAGAAUCCGAGUAUCUCAGGAAUUACGUCAAGCCAAAUGAGAGGGGCAUCAAGGAGGCCAAGUAUGGCGUGGGCCUCAAGGGCGUCACACCCAUCACAAAGGAAAAGAUUUGGGAGAUGCUUGUGAAGGAGGACGUCUUGGAGCUCGGCAAGCCUCCUCAAGCUGCUGCCGCUACUGGCGAAGCUAUGGAUCAGUCAUAGCGGUCUCAGCAGAAGCGUUGUAAUGACAGAGGCCCAAAUGUGAUGUGAUCACUGCAUUUCAGCAUUGAAAAUGUCAGAAG